Messenger RNA from Eruca vesicaria subsp. sativa (arugula), 665 nucleotides. Lineage: Eukaryota; Viridiplantae; Streptophyta; Magnoliopsida; Brassicales; Brassicaceae. The record is from the annotation of a GenBank genome assembly.
CCUUUCCUUCCUCUCUUUAAACAAAAAUGCAUUUGAAGAAGAAGAUGAAAUAUACACUCAGAACUAUAUUCAUGCCAUGUGGUUGCGGCUCCGCCAUCCCUCCUUCAUCUCACAGCCACUAUACGCCAGGACUACCAGUUUCUCCCACGGUGUUACGUAGCCCAUGUCUUAAGAUUGAUGAGAGCGUCGCAAUGGCUAAAGAAUCAACCAAUCCAUUCGAAGAUUACAAGAAGUCCAUGGAUCAGAUGAUCAAGGAGAGAGAUAUUGAAACAGAUGAUGAUCUUAAGGAGCUUCUUAGGUGUUUCUUGGACAUUAACCCUCCUCCUCAACACAAUCUAAUCGUACGUGCUUUUGUGGACGUCUGUUCACUUCUUCGGCCACCACACAACCGCCGUGGAAACUCACUUGGGAGAUUGCUUCGUCUUUAUGUUAAUCCUGUUGAUGAUAAUGAUAAUGACUCACACCAAACCUCCUCCCUUAAGAUGAGAAACGGAUCCUCAUGAAUGUGUUUUUACAAUAUUGUGAAUAAUUUGAUUUUAUUUUAGUUUUCUUUUACUAUAUACAGUAUGUUUUAUGAUUCCAUCAUGCAAGAUUAUAUGUGAACCAUUUAAGAAAUAUAUAUAAAAAUCAAAGAAGUGAAUUAUGCAUUCCAGUUUUAGACGAGG